AUGGCGGAGCCAGGGGGGCCCGGGACGCGGCUUCACCGCCGCGCCCAGCCCAGAGCCCCAAGCACGGCCGGAAACCGCGUGAGGACCUCCGCCCUCCCCACAAAGCCGGAACGCACCCAGCGGGCCGCUACCGCAGUUUCGCGUGGAAAUCAACGAGAGCUUGCCCGUCAGAAAAAUAUGAAAAAAACCCAGGAAAUAAGCAAAGGAAAAAGAAAAGAGGAUAGCUUGACUACUUCUCAGAGAAAGCAAAGGGACUCUGAGAUCAUGCAGCAAAAGCAGAAGGCAGCUAAUGAGAAGAAGUCAAUGCAGACAAGAGAAAAAUGAUGACUGGCUCUUUGGAAAACCUGGGUGCUACUGCCAUUGGGGUGCAUCAUAAGCUCUAAGAUCAAGAUUUCUUAAGUAUACAGUCAUUAUCCGUGUUAUAACUUAUCCUUAUAAAACUGUCUAUUUUAAACUUUGCUUCUCAAUUUGACCAAGUGUUAUGCAUUAAAACCAUCUUUCAAAAAUUAAAACACCGACCAUGCAUGAA
Messenger RNA from Dipodomys ordii (Ord's kangaroo rat), 529 nucleotides. Its product is annotated as small EDRK-rich factor 1. The record is from RefSeq and is a predicted model, not a curated record. Bases 1 to 324 code for a protein of 107 amino acids. Lineage: Eukaryota; Metazoa; Chordata; Mammalia; Rodentia; Heteromyidae. The transcript has 3 exons.